AUGCGUGCUACCGGUCUUGUUUCCCUUCUUUUGGCCGCCGCGCCAGCCUUGGUGUCCGCUAAGGGUACUCUUGGUUUUUCCCUCGGUGACAAGAAUGCCGACGGUACCUGCAAGUCGACCAGUGACUAUGAGGCCGACUUCGAUGCCCUGAAGGACCUGUCUACUCUGGUCCGUACCUACUCCGGUACUGAGUGCGACACUCCCCAGAACAUCCUGCCCGCUGCUAAGAACAAGGGCUUCAAGGUCGUCCUGGGCAUGUGGGUUGGCAAGCCUACCGACACCAACGAUCUGCUGUCCGAGCCUUCCUUCGCGGGCGACUGGUCCGCCAUUAAGAAGGCCAUCCCCGGUCACGAGGACGUCAUCCACGCCAUCACCGUCGGUUCCGAGACUCUCUACCGCGGAGACUUGACCGGACCUCAGCUCCACACCUACAUCGCCCAUGUCAUGAACGAGGUCCCCAAGGGUGUCUUGGUUGGUACCGCUGACAGCUGGAACAAGUUCGCCGACGGCACCGGUGACGCUCUUUUCACCCAGGAGCCCAUGGUGACCUACGUCUUGGCCAAUGCCUUUGCUUACUGGCAGGGUACUGCCGCCGACGAGGCCCACGGAACUUACUUCAAGGACAUGUCCGGUGCCAUCGAGCACAUUCAGAAGAUUGCCGGCGACAACGCCAGCAAGAUCAACAUCGUUAACGGCGAGACUGGCUGGCCCACCGAUGGCGGCUCCGACUAUGAAGCUGCCAAGGCCGGCACCAAGAAUGCUGAGACCUUCUGGAAGAAGGGUGUUUGUGGUAUGCUUAACUGGGGUGUCGAUCUCUUCUACUUCGAGGCCUUUGACGAGUCAUGGAAGCCCGAUUCCAAGGGUGACAACGGCCAGCUCAAGGACGAACAGCACUGGGGUCUCUUCACUGCUGACCGCAAGGUUAAGUUCGAUACCACUUGCAAGCAAUGA
Messenger RNA from Penicillium brevicompactum, 951 nucleotides. It is a transcript of the gene bgt1, whose product is annotated as 1,3-beta-glucanosyltransferase Bgt1. The transcript is spliced from 3 exons. Gene Ontology annotation, cellular component: fungal-type cell wall; cell surface; extracellular region. NCBI's taxonomy places the organism in Eukaryota, Fungi, Ascomycota, Eurotiomycetes, Eurotiales, Aspergillaceae. Gene Ontology annotation, biological process: carbohydrate metabolic process; cell wall organization. Gene Ontology annotation, molecular function: glucan endo-1,3-beta-D-glucosidase activity; 1,3-beta-glucanosyltransferase activity. The record is from RefSeq and is a predicted model, not a curated record. The coding region runs from base 1 to 951 and encodes 316 amino acids.